Messenger RNA from Penicillium subrubescens, 1801 nucleotides. RefSeq lists its product as uncharacterized. Gene Ontology annotation, biological process: protein phosphorylation; spliceosomal complex assembly; regulation of mRNA processing. The transcript is spliced from 5 exons. The record is from RefSeq and is a predicted model, not a curated record. Bases 72 to 1400 code for a protein of 442 amino acids. NCBI's taxonomy places the organism in Eukaryota, Fungi, Ascomycota, Eurotiomycetes, Eurotiales, Aspergillaceae. Gene Ontology annotation, molecular function: ATP binding; protein kinase activity.
CUUCUUCUUGAUCUUCUUCAACAACCACUGACAUCACAUUCUCCCGUCGGCUUGCGGGAAGUAACUCUGUAAUGAACACUGUAAAGCCGUUCAUUCCUCGUUUCUCCGCCUUGCUUCGCAAGAAACUGUUUCCAAUGCCUUCUCCCGGGCCACCAUUACCGCCCGGCAUACUCGUUGAUGAAGAGAUCUCGCCAGUAUACGAUUCCAAGUACUUCUACCCAGCCAGGCCUGGAGAGGUACUCGCCAAUCGUUACCAAACCUUGGUCAAAGUUGGCUGGGGCGUGUCUUCAACAGUAUGGCUCGCGCGUGACCUGCAAGGGCAUAUCAAAGAGCCAGAGAGCGUCGUGGCACUAAAAAUUGUCAAUAACAAUGCGAGUUUCGCUAGUCACGAGCGCGAAGUUGAAGAGCAUAUUUCCACGGCAGACCCAUCACAUCGCGGUCGGUCACUUAUCCGAACAUUACUAGACUCUUUCGAAGUUAAAGGCCCAGACGGUUCCUAUCCAUGCCUUGUGUAUCCGCCUAUGAGGGAGUCCUUGUCGACGUAUCAGCGGCGCUUUGACGACAGAAAGAUGCCACUGCCCCUCAUUAAAACAUACAUUCGUGCUCUUCUUACAGGGCUCGACUAUCUGCAUGAAGUGUGCAGGACAGUUCAUACAGAUCUAAAGCUCGAGAACAUCAUGGUCUCAUUCGAGGAUCCUACCGUGCUUGCAGAUUUCAUGGAUUCUCAGCUUACAAAACCGAUGGCUUUCAAAAUUGACUCGGCGGGACGACCAGUGUAUCAAUCCCUUAAUGACUUCGGGCCGCUCAAAAGCUUGAGAAGUAUACCACAGCUUGUCGACUUUGGCUUGGCAACCAGACUCGAGGAAGACGACGACUGGGGCGUUUGGCCUAUUCAGCCAGACCACUAUCGGGCACCAGAGGUGAUACUGGGUAAUGGAUGGCAAAUGCCUGCGGAUAUUUGGAAUCUUGGCGUUUUGUUGUGGGAUAUGAUCGAAGGCAGAGAGCUAUUCCAGCAUAUUCAUGAUCACGAAGGUCGCUACGAUGCUAAACUACAUAUCGCCGAAAUGAUAGCCUUACUCGGUCCACCUCCUCCAGAGGUCAUACAAAGGUAUCAAUAUAUGCGAGAGUACUCGUGGCCGAAACCUGUCAGACGAGAAGACGGCAGAGUAUGCGAGACCGCGGAGGAGUAUUUUUGUGGGCCAUUCUUUGACGAAAAAGGUCGAUUCCUCUAUGAAGCCCUGAUCCCUGACCGCAAACUCUGUGACACACCUUCAUUCCUGGGGGAAAGGAGAAGGAAUUGUUUUUGGACCUCGCCAAGGAAAUGCUUGUCUGGCAUCCAGAUGCGAGAAAAAAGGCUGGCGAACUGGCUGGGCACCCUUUUCUUCAACCAAAGUAAAUAAGCGCCUAAUUUCGAGUGUUCUGCUGAAGAAUGAGGAGCUCGGAUGAGGAGUCUUUGUGUCAAGGGCAUAUAAUAAUGGUUGUGAAGAAUCCGAUCAACUUCACAGGAAGAACGUUUUCGCUGGGUUUACCUCAACUUUAUAUGCACCGCCAAGAAUGGUUCCGAGAAUAAUGUAUAUCACAGAAGUAUACGAGCAAGGUACUUUUUGACGGUUCGAGAUGAGCACUAUGUGCCUAUUGGUCGGACGCCUUGUUGGCGGUUCGGAAUCGCAUCCUGAACUCGUGCCACGACGCAUCUAUUGAAUGCAGCCAAAACCGUACGAUGUAAUAUUUCCGUUACUUGGACUCAAACCGCCAACUGACAGAAUAUCUCAACACUCAGUCAUGGAUAGUUGUCUGCAGG